AUUGUUAGGUACAAAUAAAUUUCCAAUCUGCAUUAUCUAUUUAUAAUCCAAAGAGUAGUUCAAGUGCCAAAGGAACUUCUCCUGUAUCUCUCGGAGCGAGCAGGAAUUAUUCAGGCGGACCUGAAUCUUUAAGUGGACGGAUAAAGACUCAAAACACCUCGUGGUUUACCCCAAAACAAAAAGCAUUAUCUAUCUAUAUAAGGAGGCAAUUCAGGUGCUCAUCUAACAUCAGCUGGGAACCAAAUUAAAAUCACUUGAGAUUUGCGAAUUGAAAGCCAAGAAAGAUGUCAGAAGUAGAGGUGGUAGGGGGUCCGUUGAGCCCAUUCAGUUUCAGAGUGGAGAUCGCCCUUAAACUGAAGGGCAUACAAUAUGAUUUCAUACAAGAAGAUUAUCACUUCAACAAGAGCCCUUUACUUGUAAAGUACAACCCUGUCCACAAGAAGAUCCCCGUGCUGGUUCACAACGGGAAGCCCCUUGCCGAGUCUCUCCUCAUUCUUGAAUACAUUGAUGAGACCUGGGACACCACUGCCCCUCUCUUACCAAAAGACCCUUACCACCGAGCUCAGGCUCGUUUUUGGGCUAAAUUUAUCGACGAAAAGUGCGUGCCUGCAGCGAGGAAAAUAGUGUAUGGUGAAGAAAGCGAGAAGGCAAGAGACGAAAUGCAGGGGGCCCUAAAACUUCUGGUUGAUGAACUCAAGGGGAAAACAUUGUUCGGAGGAGAGAGUGUGGGAGUUGUGGAUAUCGCUGCGAUUGUGGUAGGGUAUUGGAUGGAUGUUCUUCAAGAGGCAGCAGGGCUGGAAAUACUGAGCAGAGAAAAACAUGCAAAAAUAUAUGAAUGGAUGGAGGCGUUAUUGAGUAAGUGCAGUGUUAUCAAGGAAAAUCUGCCUCCCAGAGAUAAAUUACUGGCCUAUUACCAGUCUCGUAUUGCCGGAAAAGGAACCCCUAUUCAUCACUGAUAUAUAAAUAAUGCUAUAUUAUUAUUAUUAUUAUUAUUAUUAUUAUUAUUAUUAUUAUAUUGACUAAUAAAAGGCUUAGCUGGCUGUACGUGUUAAUCCAUAAAAUAUAUAAAUUCUAUGCUUUUUAUAUAAGAAGUUAAGUUGU
Messenger RNA from Ipomoea triloba (trilobed morning glory), 1101 nucleotides. RefSeq names its product glutathione S-transferase U8-like. The record is from RefSeq and is a predicted model, not a curated record. The transcript is spliced from 2 exons. Gene Ontology annotation, molecular function: glutathione transferase activity. Gene Ontology annotation, cellular component: cytoplasm. Gene Ontology annotation, biological process: glutathione metabolic process. Bases 285 to 956 code for a protein of 223 amino acids. NCBI's taxonomy places the organism in Eukaryota, Viridiplantae, Streptophyta, Magnoliopsida, Solanales, Convolvulaceae.